Molecule: messenger RNA, 898 nt
Organism: Mangifera indica (mango)
Lineage: Eukaryota; Viridiplantae; Streptophyta; Magnoliopsida; Sapindales; Anacardiaceae
Product: SUMO-conjugating enzyme SCE1-like
Exons: 5
Coding region: 179-658 (159 amino acids)
Biological process (GO): protein sumoylation
Cellular component (GO): nucleus
Molecular function (GO): SUMO conjugating enzyme activity
Source: RefSeq, a predicted model, not a curated record
GAUCAAAUCUGGACCGUACAAUAGCAGAAACUGCACGACAUACCUCACGACGAAAGAGCAUAAUUGGAACAAGACGAAGAAACCACUUUGUAUUUCACUUCUAUUCUCCUCUGUGUUUGCACUUUAAAAUUAAAAAAAAGAACAAAAGUCGUUUGAGUCUUUUCAGCUUGCAAGAGAGAUGUCGGGUAUAGCUCGUGGCCGGCUUGCGGAGGAGCGAAAGGCUUGGCGUAAGAACCAUCCUCAUGGUUUUGUAGCGAAGCCGGAGACUCUGCCGGAUGGUUCAGUGAAUUUGAUGGUGUGGCAUUGCACUAUUCCCGGUAAAGCCGGAACUGAUUGGGAGGGUGGUUACUACCCACUUACUCUCCACUUCAGUGAAGAUUACCCUAGCAAGCCACCAAAGUGCAAAUUUCCUCAAGGCUUCUUUCACCCCAAUGUCUAUCCUUCUGGAACUGUUUGCCUUUCAAUCCUCAAUGAAGACAGCGGGUGGAGACCAGCCAUUACUGUAAAGCAAAUUCUCGUCGGUAUCCAAGAUUUGCUGGACCAGCCAAAUCCUGCUGAUCCUGCUCAAACUGAAGGCUAUCAGCUCUUCAUCCAGGAUGCUGCUGAAUACAAGAGAAGGGUUCGCCUGCAGGCCAAGCAGUACCCCUCACCCAUCUAAUAAUGGUCUGCUUUCUGUGGUGAUUGCUGGUAAUUGUCAGUCCACUGCCUCCUGUAAAAUGCCAAUGCUAAACUUGCCCUUGUAAAAAAUGUUGAUAUAUUGGAACUGUCAAUUGCCUCUGUGUAAACUGCAUGGUUGAAACCGUCUUCCAUUUUGGCCGAUAGUGCAUGUAGAUAUACUACACUAUACGGCAACUGUACUCAUUGGUGAUCAUAUCAGUCGAAAACGUGGCUUUAUUUA